Molecule: messenger RNA, 3003 nt
Organism: Dunckerocampus dactyliophorus (ringed pipefish)
Lineage: Eukaryota; Metazoa; Chordata; Actinopteri; Syngnathiformes; Syngnathidae
Exons: 1
Coding region: 82-624 (180 amino acids)
Biological process (GO): protein dephosphorylation
Molecular function (GO): MAP kinase tyrosine/serine/threonine phosphatase activity
Source: RefSeq, a predicted model, not a curated record
CUGCCUUACAACCGGAAGUAGCUACUCCUCUAUCACUGUCAUCGUUUUUGUGUUUACCAAUUUACUGCUUAUGAGGCUGUAAUGCAUCAACCGUCGGUUGCAGGUCUUUCUGGCCUUUGUCGUGUUACGGAGCAUCUUUAUAUAAGUAACAGCAAAGCGGCCAGUCUCGUCUCUCUGCUGAGUAUGAACAGGAUAACGUGCAUCAUUAACGUCGCUGAGACCAAGAGCAGAAGCCCCCCUCAUGGUGUAGAGUACAUCCACAUCCCCCUGUCUGACUCUCCUUCCACACCCCUCGCAGAUCACUUUGACGAUGUGGUGGACAAAAUCCAUCAGACAGCGCUAUGCGGCGGCCGGACGUUGGUGCACUGCAACGCCGGGGUGAGCCGCUCGGCGACACUGUGCAUGGCCUUCCUAGUCAAGCACCACAGUGUGACUUUACUGGAGGCUCACGCGCGGGUCAAGACAUGCAGACCCAUGGUGAGGCCCAAUAACGGCUUCUGGAAGCAGCUAAUACAGUAUGAGAAGGAGCUUCUUGGGUGCACUUCUGUUCGGAUGGUGUCCUCGUCUAUGGGAGAGAUACCUGACAUUUAUGAAGAGGAAGCCAGAAAUAUGAUGCCAUUCUGACAGCCUGCUGUUACGCAGGUGUGUGGGAACCAUGCAGGAGAAUCAUGACGUGGAUGUGAUAUUGUUUGUACAAAUAUAACAGUGUUCACUUUAACAGUGCGAUACUACAUCACGCACUGCAUUGAUGUCUGCUAAUUUAUCUGAGUAUUAUCAAUUGUUAAAGCAGUAUUUUUUGUCAAAAUCGUGCAGGUUGUGCUACACACACAGUGGAAAUGACCAAUAACUAUGACCUACUUUUUGAUCAAGUCCAUUACAACUAUUAUGCACUGCACUAAUGUCUGCUAAUUUAUCUGAGCAUUAUCAAUUGUUCAGGCACAAUUUUUUCUCAAAAUUGUAUAGGCUAUGCUACAUACACAGCGGAAAUAACCAUGACCUACUUUUUGCUCAGGUUUUCCCUUGUGAGGUAUAUGAUGCAGAUGAAAGUGAUGAUGGAAAGUCCAUUAACAACUAUUAAGCAUAAAACAUUUAUUUUACACUACACACCAACAGCAGGAUGUUCUAAGAAUUGUAGCCAGGUUGAUAAAAAUAUGGCUUUGCAGAUUUCCAAAUAAAAUGUGGGAAAAAAUAUUACCCUUACCAGCUGGAAAUAGAUAUUUUCAAUCCAAUACAGUAACUCAUUGAAUACAAACAAAAAACUGUCAUUUUCAAUUUGGCACAUAUAGUGUCACAUCUAAAAGUCUAUUCCAUUGGACUCUCAGCAUUUAUGCAUUUGUCCAUCUUUUUAAAAAAAAAGCAACAAAGUGGUAAAAGUCUAAAAGUAUGAGGUGUCUACCACAAAGAUUUCAGGCAGGCCUGUCACGAUAAUAAAUCAGUUAACCACACGAUAAAUCAAAUUAACUCAAUAAUUUUGCCGGCCUCGAUAUACUGGCAUGUGCAUGUGUGUGUUUUCCUCCUCUCUACGAAACAGACUGGACAACAAGAGGGUUCACGCCGUGCAACUGUCACAACCUUGCGUUGGUUCUAUAGCAGAAUUAACUAUAGCGGGUUAUUUCUGGGGGGUUUUUGUCAAUUUUCGGACAGGAACAAAAGUGACACAGAUUCAAAAGUGAUUGUGACAUUUCUUUAAGUGCAAUUUUAUUUAAGUGCAGUUUUUACUAAAACAGAGUCCAUUUCAUUUCCAUUGGGGUUUUUUUUUGGUCUUUUUUAUCAUGUUUAAUUUAUUUUAUUUGCAUUAGGCUCUUGACAUUCCAAUUACAAUGUUAAAUACUCUUGAGAAAUUAAAGUUUAUUGCUUUUGAUACAGUGUACUUGCAGUAUUAUGCCAUAUUUUGUCAUAUAAAUAAUGUUGACAAUAAUACCGUUUACUGUAUGGUCAAUAAUUUGUAGGACAAUUAUCGUCCAGCAAAACUUGUUAUUGUGACAGGCCUAAUUUCAGGUAAUCUCAAGAGUAAACCAGGGGUGUCCAAACUGUGGCCCCGGGGCCAUUUGUAGCCCGCAGCUUGUUUUUUAUUGGCCCACGUCACAUUGAAGAAAUUUACCCCCCAAAAUGAGAAAAAUAAAGCAAAAUGUAAAAAGCUUAAAUGCUGAUACUUAACACUAAUAACAAAACAAAGCUUUGUCUUUAAAUAUACUUAAUUUUAUUUUUGACUUUUUACAAAAUUAAAAAACCUACAUACAAAUUCAAAGUGGCUCCCUGCAUCCUUUGAUUUUUACUAUGUGGCCCUCGGAGGAAAACAUUUGAACACCCCUGGAGUAAACAGUGUGACAGUUUACAGAUAAUGCAUACCUUUACAAAGCAAUGGUGCACAACACUGACAAAUGUCACAAUGUAUCAAGUCGGUACAACUAGCAUUUACAGGUGUGGCAGACACCUGGGAGUGGUUUAACUGUAUCCAAUACAGGAACUGUGAAUAUUUCAAACUGGCCUUGUUCCUUUUUUCAAUGUCAGUGUUAAUGUCAGUGUUAAUAUUUGUUGUCCUUACAUAUAUUUCAAGAACACACAUUAACUUUAAGACAUCCAAAUUCGUCAAGUCUUCAGAUGUUUGAUUCAACAGAACAGUGCCAAUCAUUAGUAUGCGAGUUUGCAGGCUAGCCGUUUACAGUUUUUGUGCCAUGCACUGUUUAAUAUGAAACCUUCCAAUUCACUUCUCAGAAUAUGACCGAACCCAAUCAUGUCCCAGCAUCCAAAAAACUUGCAAAAAAAUGUUAUAACUGCAAACACAUGCACUUUUCUGUACAUGUAGGCAGCUUUAAAGAUUAUUUACUGUAUAUGAUCUUAGAAUUUGUACACAGAGAUUGUUUUACAGGGAGUCAUAAUGGCUUAUUUUGGCUAACAGUGCAAUCAUAGCUGUACAAACAACACACAAGACAAUUAACAUGAAAAAAUGGCUAAAGUCCUGAGUCUUUGCAGUUAUAUUACUAAAAAGUGGAAUAAAGACAA